Molecule: messenger RNA, 4599 nt
Organism: Schistosoma margrebowiei
Lineage: Eukaryota; Metazoa; Platyhelminthes; Trematoda; Strigeidida; Schistosomatidae
Source: the annotation of a GenBank genome assembly
AUGAAUGUACCGAUUACUUUAAACUUAUCAAAUAAUUGGGCAUUAGUUACUACGACUGGUACUACUACGACUACUGCUACUACAAAUUUAUGUCAAUUAUCUGUACGACAACAAACCAUUGAUAUGCAACAAACAUUUAUUGGAAAUUAUAAUAAUAAUAAUAAUCAGUGUCAGACAAAUAAUAAUAAUAAUCCUUCAGUUACUGAAUUAGUAAAUGUAAUACCAAUACCAUCAUCUUCCUCUUCAUCGUCAGCUUCUUCUUCUUCUUCAUCAUCAUCAUCUUCUUCGUCAUCAUCUUCAUCAUCGUCGUCGUCAUCAUCAUCAGGUCGAAGAAUCAAUGAUCCACAAUCAUAUUGGAAUGGAAUUACAUUACUUAGAGAAACAAUACCUGGUUAUUAUUCAAAUUCAGUUGGUUCAUCAAUAUUAUGUCCUAUUAUUAAUCCAUCUAUUGUUUCUCAAACAACAUCAAUUACUAAUUGUACAAUGAAUUAUCCAAAUACAUUGAAUUCAUUACAUGGAUCUUCUUCAUCAUCUUCUUCAGGAAAUGUAUCAAGUACUACAGGGAAUGGAGCUACUAAAGUACCACGACAACGUAAAAAAGAUCCAUAUAUUCCUAGUUAUAUGGAUCCAGCUAAUGGUCCUGAACCUUGUGUUGUAUGUGGUGAUAAUGCAACUGGAUUUCAUUAUCGUGCUAUGACAUGUGAAGGUUGUAAAGGAUUUUUUCGACGUUCAGUACAGAAGAAACUAGUUUAUACUUGUAAAUAUAAUGGACGAUGUUCUGUAUCAGAUAAACAAAAUCGAAAUAGUUGUCAAAAAUGUCGUUUUGAUCGGUGUAUUAAAGGUGGUAUGGCCAAAGAUUUGGUUUUGGAUGAAGAAAAACGUUUAGCAAAACGUCGUUUAAUUGAAGCAAAUCGUGCACGUAAACGUGCUGAAUCUGACAAUGCAAUACAACAAAGUCAAAUUAAUUCUGGUCCAAGUCCACCUAAACAAACUAGUUAUCUUCCUCCAACACCUUCUUCUCUUUCAACUGCUGUUUCACCACUUCAUCGUUCUCCUUUAAUAUCUCAACAGAAUGUAAUUCCAGCACAAAUUAGACAAUCACAAAUUAAACCACCAAUGGUAACAACUAAUCAACCACGUUCAGUAUUACAUAAUUAUCCAUCGAUAACAGCUCAAACAGGUGUAAUGAAUUUUACUAAUUUAUCACCAACUGAUGGUAAUUCAACUCAACUUCAUAUAUCUACAAAUCUUAGUCCAACAGUACAAUCAUCUACUAAUAAUCUUGAUCAGCAUAAUUCAACAUCAAUUCAACCAACGAUAUAUGAUCCAAAUUGUGCUAUGCUACCAUUAUUACAAACAUCACCAACAAGAAAUAAUCUUAUCUAUUCAGAUGGAAAUUCUCCUAUAAAUCAACAUGCUCAUUACGUAAGUACUAAUCACCAUCCACCACCACCACCACCACAUCAUCAUCAUCAACAUCAACAUCAUCAUCAACAACAACAACAACAUCAUCCUCAUCAUCCUCAACAUCCUUCUGGUCAUUCACUUCAAGUAUCAACAACCGAUUUAAUAUCAAAUAAUACACUUCAUUCAAAUUCAUUAGUGAAUAUAUCAUCUAAUAUUUCAUUAGAUGAAUCUAAUCAAUUAUAUUGGACAAAUAAUUCAACUAUUAAUGAAACCAUUGACAAUACAUUUCAUCAUCCUUUAACAACUACAAUACAUCAACAUCAUCAAUUACCAUUACAACAACAUCAAAAUAAUUUUAUUCAACCUAUUGUAACUGAUUCUAAUUGGAAUAAUGAACAAUUUACACAAUCAUUAAUAACUAAUGAAAAUAAUAUUACACAAUAUUGUCCAGUUAGUUUAAUGAAUGAUACUUUAUCAUAUGAUCAACAUCAACGAAAUCAUCAUCAUCAUCAACAACAACAUCAUCAUCAUCCUGAUCAUCAACAUCAACAUCAUAACCAUCAACAACAACAGCAACAGCAACAACAGCAGCAGCAGCAACAACAACAACAACCGUCAUCAAUGUCACAUCAAAAUCAUGAUCUUAAUUUAGUAAUGAAACAAACGAAUCCCAUAAAUAUCUUACAUUAUGAUCCACUUAUAAAGAAUAAUUUAACAAAGAAUAAUGAUGAUGUUAGUGAAAUGAAAAUUGCUAAAUUAGAUGAAAGAAAAUUUACUAUACCAAUUACUUCUAUAAAUACACCUUCUAUUAUUAAUCCAUUUUCUAUUGCUGACUAUUCGUCAUCAUCAUCUCUCCUUAAUAAUAAAACAAUGCAAAACCAAUUAUCUGGUACAAAUAAUAAAGAUAUUACUCAAUCAGGUGAUAAUUCUCAAUUGAAUUCAGGUGAAUUUGUAAUUAAAAGUAUCGUGGAUUCACAUGUGACCGGAUUUCUCACAAAGGUAAAUUUAAUUAAUGUUAGUAGUUGUAGUGGUAGUAGUAGUGGAAGUAGUAGUAGUAGUAGUAAUGGUAAUAGUAGUAGUAGUAGUAGUAGUAGUAGUAGUAGUAGUAGUAGUAGUAGUAGUAGUAGUAGUAGUAGUAGUAGUAGUAGUAGUAGUAGUAGUAGUAGUAGUAGUAGUAGUAGUAGUAGUAGUAGUAGUAGUAGUAGUAGUAGUAGUAGUAGUAGUAGUAGUAGUAGUAGUAGUAGUAGUAGUAGUAGUAGUAGUAGUAGUAGUAGUAGUAGUAGUAGUAGUAGUAGUAGUAGUAGUAGUAGUAGUAGUAGUAGUAGUAGUAGUAGUAGUAGUAGUAGUAGUAGUAGUAGUAGUAGUAGUAGUAGUAGUAGUAGUAGUAGUAGUAGUAGUAGUAGUAGUAGUAGUAGUAGUAGUAGUAGUAGUAGUAGUAGUAGUAGUAGUAGUAGUAGUAGUAGUAGUAGUAGUAGUAGUAGUAGUAGUAGUAGUAGUAGUAGUAGUAGUAGUAGUAGUAGUAGUAGUAGUAGUAGUAGUAGUAGUAGUAGUAGUAGUAGUAGUAGUAGUAGUAGUAGUAGUAGUAGUAGUAGUAGUAGUAGUAGUAGUAGUAGUAGUAGUAGUAGUAGUAGUAGUAGUAGUAGUAGUAGUAGUAGUAGUAGUAGUAGUAGUAGUAGUAGUAGUAGUAGUAGUAGUAGUAGUAGUAGUAGUAGUAGUAGUAGUAGUAGUAGUAGUAGUAGUAGUAGUAGUAGUAGUAGUAGUAGUAGUAGUAGUAGUAGUAGUAGUAGUAGUAGUAGUAGUAGUAGUAGUAGUAGUAGUAGUAGUAGUAGUAGUAGUAGUAGUAGUAGUAGUAGUAGUAGUAGUAGUAGUAGUAGUAGUAGUAGUAGUAGUAGUAGUAGUAGUAGUAGUAGUAGUAGUAGUAGUAGUAGUAGUAGUAGUAGUAGUAGUAGUAGUAGUAGUAGUAGUAGUAGUAGUAGUAGUAGUAGUAGUAGUAGUAGUAGUAGUAGUAGUAGUAGUAGUAGUAGUAGUAGUAGUAGUAGUAGUAGUAGUAGUAGUAGUAGUAGUAGUAGUAGUAGUAGUAGUAGUAGUAGUAGUAGUAGUAGUAGUAGUAGUAGUAGUAGUAGUAGUAGUAGUAGUAGUAGUAGUAGUAGUAGUAGUAGUAGUAGUAGUAGUAGUAGUAGUAGUAGUAGUAGUAGUAGUAGUAGUAGUAGUAGUAGUAGUAGUAGUAGUAGUAGUAGUAGUAGUAGUAGUAGUAGUAGUAGUAGUAGUAGUAGUAGUAGUAGUAGUAAUAGUAGUAGUCGGAGGAGUGGUAGUAGUAGUAGUAGUAGUAGUAGUAGUAGUAGUAGUAGUAGUAGUAGUAGUAGUAGUAGAAAUGAAGUUGAACAAGAAGAUAUUCAACAUGCUAGAUCAUUUUAUAUGACAACAUUUCAUGAUUUAGCAUAUCUGAUUGAACCAGCAAUAACACGUUUAGUGAAAUUUGCUAAACAAAUUCAAGGAUUUGAUACACUUGAAGUAGAUGAUCAAAUCCGUUUAUUAUGUGGUUGUUGUAUUGAUCUAAUCACUUUAAGAGCAGCUUAUUAUAUCAGUAAAUCAGCUAAACUUCAAGGAUUAGUUGAUAAUUCAUUAUUGAUUCGAGGUACCAUAACAACAGCAACAACAACAACAACAACAUCAUCAUCAAAUUUAUCUAAUCAAUAUAAUACAACCAUACCACAUAUACCUAAUCAUCAUUAUCCAAAACUUGGUAUAUCUGAUGAAAAAUAUGCACAAUUAAUUCGUGGUGUAGCAUUAAAAAUGGCACGUUUAAACAUUGAUCAAACUGAUGUUGCUAUGAUGGCAGCUAUUUUAUUAAUGUCACCUGAUCGAAAUGAUUUAUUGGAUGUAGAAACUAUAGAAAAUAAUCAAAAUAAUCUUUUAGAAACAUUUAAUCGUUAUGUCAAUCGUACACGUGGUCAAAUAAAACAAUCUCAUACUUAUCCAAUACCUAGUUCACAAUGUUGGCCAAGAAUUAUUAUGACAUUAACUGAAUUACGUUCAGUUACAAUGUGUGCACAAGAUUUAUUUUCACAAACUUCUGGUACUACUACUACUACUAAUAAUAAUAAUACUACUGAUAAUAAUAAUAAUAAUCAGUUACCAUGGUAUCUUCAUGAAUUAUUUUUAGCUGAUGAAGUAAUAAACACUGUAGAAUAA